Molecule: messenger RNA, 3257 nt
Organism: Trematomus bernacchii (emerald rockcod)
Lineage: Eukaryota; Metazoa; Chordata; Actinopteri; Perciformes; Nototheniidae
Product: USP6 N-terminal-like protein
Exons: 14
Coding region: 140-1735 (531 amino acids)
Source: RefSeq, a predicted model, not a curated record
GUGUAACAUAUGGAUUGAAGGCUAUUGUUGUCAGCCCGGGUGGUUUGUUCUGCACUUUCACCGGAGAAUGCCCAGAGGAACCGGAGCUGUGUUCCUGCACGGAUAGCGCAGAAAUACACCCGAGAAACACGAUAUUGACAUGAAGAAAGACAUCGAGACUCUAAUCGCAGAGGAACGUGCUGACAUCAUCUUGAAAUAUGCUACGGGCAGGCAGGGCGGGGUGCAGAUCGACCCCUGGGAAGAUCCCGACUUCAGCAUCUACAAAGUCAUCGACCGAUUCGGCUUCAUGCAUGAAGACGAGCUGCCGGCCCCGACUGCACACGAGGAAAAGAGGAAGCAGCUGGAGAUCGAGAGGGUGGAGAAGUGGCUGAAGAUGGUGAAUAAGUGGGACAAAUACAAGAACAGUGACAGGAUGGUGAAGCGGGUGUAUAAAGGCGUCCCGCUGCAGCUGAGAGGACGAGCCUGGGCUCUGAUGCUGGACGUGGAGCGGCAGAAGAAGGAGAACGAGGGGAAGUACGAGAAAAUGAAGGAGCAGGCGCUGCUGUGCUCGGCUGAGAUCAAACAGAUCGACCUGGACAUCAACCGCACCUUCAGAAACCACGUGAUGUUCAUGGAUCGCUUCGGAGUCAAGCAGCAGGCUCUCUUCAGCGUCCUCUCUGCAUACUCCGUCUACAACACAGAGGUGAGCUACUGUCAGGGGAUGAGUCAGAUCGCCGCUCUGCUGCUGAUGUUCCUGAACGAGGAGGACGCCUUCUGGGCGCUGUCGCAGCUGCUGACACACCACACACACGGCAUGCACGGGUUUUUUGUCCCGGGUUUCCCCAAACUGCAGCGCUUUCAGACUCAUCACGAUCAGAUCAUUUCCAAACUCAACCCCAAGCUGAAGAAACAUCUGGACAGGGAGCAGAUGUCUGCGGGGAUCUACAGCACAAAGUGGUUCCUGCAGUGCUUCAUCGACAGGACGCCGUUCACGCUGACUCUUCGUCUCUGGGACAUUUUCAUCCUGGAGGGAGAGAGGCUUCUCACCGCCAUGUCUUACACCAUCCUGAAGAUACACAAGAGGCGCAUGUUGAAGAUGUCUCUGGAGGAGCUCAGAGAGUUUCUGCAGGAGAGAAUCGCUCAGACGUUUUACUUCAGUGACGACGAGGUCAUCGAGCAGCUGCAGAGCUCCAUGAUGGAGCUGAGGAAGAGGAAGCUCGACCUUCCUCCUCCAGGAAAGCCAGAGGAGCGUCCCCGUCUGCCUCUGGGUCUCGAGCUGCCCCCCCCCAGAGGGAAGACCUCCGCAGCCGGCCUCAGCCUGAACAUCAUCGACUCCCCUGACCAGAGCCCCUCCAAGGACCCCCGGGACCUGGACCUGGACCCUGAGCAGGAGGAGGAGUCCAGGGUCAUCAUCCACAGCCAGCUCCCCCCCGACGGCUCCCCGCUGACGGGCCCUCCGCCUUACCGGCCCCCGGAGGAAACCCCAGAUAAAAACACAGAUCAACGCUCCCCUUCCUCCACAGACGACUCCUCUCUCGUGGCCCCUCACUCCUGCAGGAUCCCGCGGACCUUCUCGGCCCCCGUGAUGCACGCUGCCCCCCCCCAGAGUCUGUCUGCGGAGGAGGAGAGGGCGGAGGACCGGUACCUGGAGCAGCUGCUGGAGCAGGCCUCCCAUCUGCCCAGCAACAGGAACCAGAACCAGAACCAGGACUCAAAGGAAGCGUCAGAGGAAACUCAGGCGGAGGAUAUCUCAUGAAAUACGCUCUGAGCAUCAGCUCCGUUAAAUGUUUGGUUUACAUACAUGAUGUUGAUGUAGAACUACAGAAGUAUAGUCAGAUUAUCAUUGGUUAUAUAUUUCAUAUAUUCCAAGGAAGCAUUGGAAGAAACUUAGGUUGCGGAUAUUUCAUGAAAUCAGCUCUGAUUCAGCGAUUUACUGUAAAGCACGGAUCAGCUCCGUUAAAUGUUCCAGAACUAGAACUACAGAAGUAUAGUCAGAUUAUCAUUGUGGAGCAAUAAGAUGCUUAAAAUAUGUCAUGUGUUUUCAGGACAAGCAAUCAUUUUGGUUAUAUAUUUCUCAAUUUUCCAAGGAAGCAUUGGAAGAAACUUAGGCUGCGGAUAUAUCAUGAAAUCGGCUCUGUUAAAUGUUCCAGUGUCGGCACUUUGGUGAUGGUUUACAUACAUAAUGUUGAUGUAGAACUACAGACGUAUAGUCAGAUUAUCAUUGUGGAGCAAUAAUAUGCUUCAAAUAUGUCAGGUGUUUCAGGACUAGCAAUCAUUUUGGUUAUAUGUUUUCUCAAUUUUCCAAGGAAGCAUUGGUAGAAACUUAGGCUGCGGAUAUUUCAUUCAAUCUGAAACGAUUCGGUGAUUCAAAGCAUGCAUCAGCUCCGUUAAAUUACCUGCAGAUUCAGGCACUUUGGAGGUUUACAGUAAUAUGUUUGUGAAACACUACAGAAGUAUUGUCAGAUUAUCAAUGUGAAGCAAUAAUUGCUUAAAAUAUGUCAUCAGUUUCAGGACCAGUAAUUAUUUUGAUGAUAUGAUUUGUCGAUUUUCCUGGGAAGCAUCCGAGGAAACUAAGGCUCUGAAUAUUCCUUGAAAGUAGCAGCGAUUUAUUCGAUUAUCUGCACAAAUCGGCUUUGUUUGGUUCAUUAAAUGUUCUGUUAAGGUACAGAUUACGCACUUUGGUGACAUGAGAAUUUUGGCAAAGAACUAUAGAAAUAUUAUCUAGCAAUAAUCGCUUAGAAAUGUGUCAUCAGUUUCUGGAACAAUAAUCAUUUUGGUUAUCUUACUUGUUGAUUUUUAAGAGACAAAGUAAACUACUAACUUUCUGUAACUUUCUAAAAAAAGUGAUGACAAAGAAUAUUUCCUCCAUAAGGUAUUCAAGUAUGUAUAAUAUAAUAUAUAAUAGUGACAGUUUGUCAAAUGUUGCUCUGCAGGAACUUUGUCGAGUCAAAAAGGGUAAAAAAAAAAACCCUGAUCAUAUCGAACUGAAUUUAAAUAGUAAAGUAAAUCUGUAAACUGACGUGUGAAGUCCAAAAUAUGUGGGAUGUUAUCCAGGAAGGGAGGGACUAUGAGAAAUGAUGUUGUGUUGCAUUAUGGGAAGUGUAGGAUGUUGGUGUUUUUUGGCGCUUGAUAUAAUUGGGAUUGAAAUGUGGCCAUUGUGUUUUUAAACUGUCUUCCAACUUUAUGUAGAUUAAAUACUGACCCUAGUAAAACCAAUCUUAUAAUCUCAUCAAAAUGUAAGUAAGAGUCAAUUAGAGGAGGCGCAACUUUUGUUAAAG